UAAUGGUUCUACCGGGAGGAAACGAGUGUUAGGCCAAACCCAGCAGCUUCAGUGUUUCGCUUUAACAUCAAGAGGUUUUCCAUGGAAAUCGAGCAAAAAAUUAUUUCAAGUUGACUUGACAAACUGAAGCUGAAGUCAUAGCAAAUAGUUUCACUAUGAUUGCGAGCAAGUUGCAGCUGAUCUGGAGAUUGAAAGCAGCGGCAAAAAGGUGGUCGGUACAGCAAAGGAAAAGUUCAACCAACUGCGACCUGGCAAUCAUAGGCGGAGGAAUAAUUGGCACUGCUAUUGGCAGGCAGCUGAAGCUGGACCUCAACCACUUGAACAUCCAGGUGCUGGAAAAAGGUGGGUGCUUGGGCGGCCACCAGAGCAGCCACAACAGCGGGGUGAUGCAUUGCGGCAUCUACUACCCACCGGGCAGCCUUAAGGCACGUCUUUGCGUGCAGGGGAUUGACUUGCUGCAGCGCUACUGCAGCCUGAAGGGCAUCAGCUACAACAAAUGCGGGAAGCUGAUCGUAGCCUCGGACUGUAACGAAGCUGAGCUGCUGAACUGUCUGUUAGAGCGCGCUAGGGACAACCAAGUAGAGGAUGUGGAGCUGUUGGACUCCCUAGGGGCCAUUCAGGGCAAAUCUACAGGCUGUAGGGGGGUGAGGGCGCUGUGGUGCGCCAGAACCGCCAAUGUGAGCUUCAGGAACGUUACCCAGGCCUUUGGCACGGACUUUCAGGAGGCAGGCGGGAUCAUUCAUCUGAAUACUGAAAUAGUGGGCCUCAGACAGUCCUGCAACUGCGAGUACCCGUUAGAACUAACGCGUGAACAUGGGGAGACAAUUGGGGCCAAAUUCGCCAUUCUAUGUGGUGGGCUGCAAGCCGCCCGCCUCACCCAUUGGGUGGAGGGUGAGCCCCCAAAAUCCAGCCCUCAGCUGAUUUCCUUGAAGGUGGAUUAUCUGAGGGUGGCGGCCAAGUACUGCGACCACCUUUCGACGAACGUUUACCCAGUGCCGGAUUGGGGGGCUCCAUUCCUGGGGGCGCACUUCAGCCCCCAGUCUGACGGCAACGUCCUGCUGGGGCCAUGGGCAGUGCCUGCACUCAAACUCGAAGGCUAUAGCAAUGACGAAAUCAACAUGCCCUAUCUGGCCCAAGUGCUUGGAUCGUGCAACUUCCGCAACAUGGUGCGGCGCAACUUCUCAAAGUGCGUUCAUCAAGCCAGCAAGGCUCUGUGUCCAGACGUCCAGAUCAAAGAGCUGCAGAAGUUGAUGCCAAACUUCUCCUAUCAGUUCGCUGAAAAGGGGCCUUCGGCCGUUCAGUGCCAGCUAGUGAAUCUAGACGGCAGUUUUGUGGACGAUUUUGUCUUUGAGAUGUUCAGAGGCACUGGAGUGAGACAGCGAGUGGUCAAUUUGAAGUUCACUCCCAGUCCGGCCGCCACCAGCUGCAUGUCCAUCGCAGAGUUAAUCGCCCAAGAAGUCAAAAACAAACUUGAUUGCACCGCAUUAGGGUAGGCUGGUUUCUGCACAAGCGAUUCUAAUAAAAUAAAGUUUCCCGUU
This is a messenger RNA of Dendroctonus ponderosae (mountain pine beetle), 1538 nucleotides long. RefSeq names its product L-2-hydroxyglutarate dehydrogenase, mitochondrial. Gene Ontology annotation, molecular function: (S)-2-hydroxy-acid oxidase activity; (S)-2-hydroxyglutarate dehydrogenase activity. The record is from RefSeq and is a predicted model, not a curated record. The transcript has 6 exons. Bases 156 to 1493 code for a protein of 445 amino acids. Lineage: Eukaryota; Metazoa; Arthropoda; Insecta; Coleoptera; Curculionidae.